AUGUCCUCAGUUCUGCAGAAGCUCAUCAGCCCCCUGGCCACUGGCCCGGCUGAGCCUCCCAGGAACAAGGUGACGGUGGUCGGGGUGGGCCAGGUGGGCAUGGCCUGCGCCGUCAGCAUCCUGCUGCGGGACCUGUGUGAUGAGCUGGCUCUGGUUGAUGUGAUGGAGGAUCGUCUGAAAGGAGAGAUGAUGGACCUGCAGCACGGCAGCCUCUUCCUCAAGACCUCCAAGAUAGUCGCUGACAAAGAUUAUUCUGUAUCAGCCAACUCCCGCCUGGUUGUGGUGACGGCCGGCGUUCGCCAGCAGGAGGGAGAGAGCCGCCUCAACCUGGUGCAGAGGAACAUCAACGUCUUCAAGUCCAUCAUCCCCCAGAUCGUCAAGUACAGCCCUAACUGCACACUCAUUGUGGUCUCCAACCCUGUUGAUGUGCUCACAUAUGUCACCUGGAAGCUGAGCGGUCUCCCCAAGCACCGCGUCAUCGGCAGCGGCACCAACCUGGACUCCGCCCGCUUUCGUUACCUGAUGGCCGAACGCCUUGGCAUUCACUCGAGCUCCUUCAACGGCUGGGUGCUGGGCGAGCACGGAGACACGAGUGUUCCUGUGUGGAGUGGAGCAAACGUAGCUGGAGUCAACCUGCAGAAGCUGAAUCCGGACAUCGGCACAGAUUCUGAUAAAGAGCAGUGGAAGGCCACACACAAAGAGGUGGUGGACAGUGCCUAUGAGGUGAUCAAGCUGAAGGGCUACACCAACUGGGCCAUCGGCCUGAGCGUGGCUGACCUGACGGAGAGCAUCGUCAAGAACAUGAGCCGGGUGCACCCCGUCUCCACCAUGGUCAAGGACAUGUAUGGUAUCGGCGAGGAGGUCUUCCUGUCUCUGCCCUGUGUGCUGAACAGCACAGGCGUCAGCAGCGUCGUCAACAUGACCCUGACGGACGCCGAGGUGGGCCAGCUGAGGAAGAGUGCCGACACUCUGUGGGGCAUCCAGAAGGACCUCAAGGACAUUUGA
This is a messenger RNA of Limanda limanda (common dab), 1005 nucleotides long. It is a transcript of the gene ldhba, whose product is annotated as lactate dehydrogenase Ba. The coding region runs from base 1 to 1005 and encodes 334 amino acids. The record is from RefSeq and is a predicted model, not a curated record. The transcript is spliced from 7 exons. Lineage: Eukaryota; Metazoa; Chordata; Actinopteri; Pleuronectiformes; Pleuronectidae. Gene Ontology annotation, molecular function: L-lactate dehydrogenase (NAD+) activity. Gene Ontology annotation, cellular component: cytoplasm. Gene Ontology annotation, biological process: carboxylic acid metabolic process.